GAUGCUGUGGGACGGAAAAUACACAAAUACCUACUAAAACUUUUUUUUUUGGUGAAAUUUCCCUUUGAUGAAGGAAACACGAAAGUGCCCUAAAUGUUUCAAGUUUACAUUUAGUUAUUAAAAUCCGGUGUUAUUUGGGUUCUAAUGGCUGGUGUUUUACUUUAAAGCUUCACGUGCACUAGUAAGUGAGGAUGGAUCUCCAGCAGUGAGCUCCCUGCACAAGCACUGCAGUGUCGGCGUGCUGUGUGAGCGGCGCCGGAGGAUGCUGCAGUACUGAUGGAACAUUUAAAAGGCAACAUUCUGCGUUUAUUUUCAAUCUAAUAACAGAUACCAGUUUGUUGACGAGGAACGAGCUACAUGAAUGUGAAAUCUUGCAUCGCAUCGCAUCGCCGUGAACUGCAGAUUUGUUCCUUGUUCAGUGAUGCAGCUAGAUUUCCUCUGUUCAGCUGCUUAUGGAGAAGGGUAAACCACCAGUGCUGGAUUUAUAUGGUUUUUAUAUGUGUUUCUUCCACGCGUAUUUCUUUCAAUCUCUCUGAUCGUGUAAUAUUAAUAUGGAGGGUGAGAUUCCAGUCAUAUUAGAGCAGUUCAUGAGCAGCCCUCUUGUCACUUGGGUGAAGACGUUUGGUCAACUAGGUGACAAAGAGGGGAACAUGCUCUCUGAAUACACUGAAUUAGUGGAUGGCAUUUUCUUGAACAAGGUCAUGAAUCAAAUAAAUCCCAAAGGGACUGUUCAAGGUUUAAACAAAGUGAACAAUGACGUCGGCCAGAGAGCGCAAAACCUAUCUGUUCUCAUUUACCACAUCAAAUCAUACUACCAGUUACCUCUGCAUUGGUCCUUUAAUGUGUGUUUACUGUUGCUUGGCUGUGCAGUGCAGUGUGAAAGAAAAGAGGAGUAUAUCGAGAAGAUACAAAGUCUUCAUUUUGACACAAAAGCAGCAAUCGCAGCUCAUAUCCAAGAGGUGACUCAAUGUCAGGAGAAUGUGUUUGAUCUGCAUUGGUUGGAGAUGGAGGGUCUGUGUCCAGAGGAAUGGGAAAAUCUCUGCAGAAGUAUGAGCAUUAACCUCAAAAUGUUAGUGGACCAGCGAGACCAGCAAUUUGAGGCCAUCGUGGAGCUGAUGCAGGGGAAAGAGACGAUAAAGUCUGUAGUGUUUGGUGAUGACUCCUCCCUCACAGAGUCCGCCAGCAGCCGGCUCCCUUUAUCCCAGCAGCAUCUGGCACUAGAGCUGACGGAUGCUAAAGCCAAGAUCAAACGCCUCAGACAGGAGCUAGAGGAGAAAAGUGAACAGCUCUUAGACUGCAGGCAGGACCUGGACAAUGUGGAGGCAGAGCUUAAAAGACUUCAGCAAGAGAACAUGCAGCUGUUGACAGAUGCACGAGCAGCCAGGAUGUACCGUGAUGAGCUGGAUGCAAUGAAAGAAAGAGCCAUCAGAGCAGACAAACUGGAGGGUGAAGUGGCUCGCUACCGAGAUAAACUUCACAACAUGAACUUUUAUAAAGUCAAACUGGAGGAGCUGAAGGAGGAUAAUCAGGUGUUGAUGGAAAGUAAGGCCAUGCUGGAGGAAGAGCUGCAGAGCGUCAAAGCACGAUCUGACAAACUGCACCAGCUGGAGAAACACAACCUCCUACUAGAAUCAAAACUUCAUGACAUGGAAGAGGAAAGAACUGUGGACAGAAGACGAAUAGAGGAGCUGCUGGAAAGGAACGUCAUCCUGGAGCUCUCUCAGAAAAGGAGUAUGGAAGAAUCACAACGUUUGGGCUGGGAGCUAGAACUUGCCAAGAACCCUCAACAGAAUUCAGAGCUGAAGUCUUUGGGCCAAGAGGUAACUGAAAAGACAUGUAGCAGGUUGCUAAAACUGGAGAAAGAGAACCAGAGGUUGUUGAAGACCCUGAAAGAACUUCAAGGAACCAGUCAUUCAUUGGAUGAGUUCAUCUCUGAAUCUAAACAUAUUGAGGAAAAUGGGAUGAUGGACAUAAUAGACUCUAAGAUUCAAAAAUCUACUCCAGCAUUUGCCAACAUGCACAACGACCGAAUUAUCAUUAAGACCAGCAAUCAGUCCCUUGACACAGAACACCUGCAUGCAUCUUUGGAAAGUACUAAUGGCAAUCUUCAUUGCCUUGAAGUAGAGCUCCAUGAAUUGGAGACUGAGAACCAGAGGCCUCAAGUCAAUAUUUACCAAAACCAAGGACAAGUAGACAUAGUAAACCAAGGUCUAGUGCAUGAGAAUGGACAACUGGAGCAAGAUAAGAGUUGUCUGGUGAAGGAGAAUCGGAGAUUGCGGCAGCAAGUGAAGAUCCAGGAGGCCUCAUUGGAUAGUAGCAACCUGAAGUUGGUGGUUCUUGAGAAGGAGAACCGUGCCCUGGUUAAAAAGAUUAACUUUCUUAGUGAAUCCUGUGCUAAGAACAAAGAGAUUGAGAUGGAAAACCAGGAGCUGAUUCAACAGACUGGAGUGGACAAGAGGAUGAUGAUGACAUUAAGAGAGGAGCUGCUGGACCAGAGGUUGAAAUUGCAACAGAAAGAAUCUGAUCUUGAAAAAUUGGCUUAUGAACUAGAGAGGAUGAGGUUAAACCAGGAGACACAAAUGGGAGACCACGAGGCUGGAGACCAGAGUCUCAGUCAGUGUAAGCAGUUGGAGUCAGAGCUGGAGUCUUCUCUAAUGAAAUCCCUGAAGAUUAAGAAAGAGAGAAUGGCUGCCCUCGAGGCCCGUCUGCAAGAAUCGGCCAAGAUAAACCAGCAACUGCGACAGGAUCUUAAAACUGUCAAACAGAACUAUGAGGCAUUGCUUCAGAGAGAUGAGGAGGAAAAGGCAGGACAAUGUUCUCCAACAGAGUGGACAUGGCACCGAGAGAGUCAGGAGGCCACGUGGGCAUUGCUUAAGCUCAAGGACCGACUCAUUGAGGUGGAGAGAAAUAAUGCAACUUUGCAGGCUGAGAAACAGUCAUUGCAAACACAACUGCAGACAUUGCAGGUGCAGUCAGAUGGGUUGCAGGCACAAAUAAUUGCGUUACAGCAGCAGACGGCUUCGUUGCAGGAAAGCAACACAGCACUGCAGACACACAAUGCACAACUGCAGGUAGAGAAGUCCACUGUAACUUCCCAGAAUUCCUCUCUGAUGACUCAUAAUGCACAGCUACAGCGGAAAUGGCAGAGUUCGGAGGCUGAGAGGGAGGGCGCGAUACGGGAGAGAGAAGAUCUGCGCACCGUUAAUGAGCUUCUUCUCCGGGACCACGAGAGACUGAGCGUCCUGCAUGAGAGACAGGCAGCAGAGAUGGAGGUGCUCUCUCACAGGUACUCCACGAUGGAGAACAGUCACCGAACCCUGGAGAUAGAGCACCGAUCACUGGAGGACAGGUAUAACAAGCUACUUCAGCAGCGCGCUCAGCUGGAGGGGUUAGAGAGAGCUCUCAGAGAAGAACAGCAGAAGAUGCAGAAUGAGAUAUGCACAAGCAGGAGCACAACAGCAGAGUGCCAAAGACUCCGAGAUGAGAAAGACUGGCUGAAUCAAACCUACCAGAAGCUGUUGGCAGAGAAUGAGGAACUUCAAGUUGAGCACAAGAGCAUAAAGAGCCAGUUGAACUCCUGCAAACUGGAGCAGACACAGCUGGAGUCAGAGCUGUCCAAACUCAAGCAGCAGAACCAGCAGCUGGAAAUCACCUGCAUUAAACUGACCAACCAGUGUGAGUUGCUGACCCAGCUGAAGGCAAACUUGGAGGAAGAGAACCGACACUUGCUGGACCAGAUCCAGAGCCUGAUGCUGCAGAACCGAACCCUGCUAGAUCAGACCAUGGAGAGCAAGGACUUGUUCCAUGUGGAGCAGAGACAAUAUAUGGUGAUGUAUGCGUGUCGUUUUGUGAUUUUUCAUGUUCUUUCCUUCAAAACAAUUUCCUUCUUUCACUAUGACAACGUUCACAAACUUUCUUAUUGUCAUGUUUUUCCUCCCUCGCUUCACAUUUUCCAUUGUGGUGAUCAAGUCAGCACCCUGAAAAUGUUUCAUGUUAAGCGUAACAAACCAAAGGAUAAAGACAAAGUCAAGUCUCUCUUCCGCCGAUCUCUGUCCAUGAAUGACCUGCUGCAGUCAGAGGGAUGUUUGGAUGAGGACUCUGGGAAGCAGGAAGAUCAGCCAGAAGAGCAAAUAAUGCAGCACGCCAUUGCCAUUUCAAAAAAACACUCCACAUCAUCAUCAUCAUUUCAUCACUACUCUUCUAUAGACAAUCAUACAGUAAUCUGUAAUCAAGGUAAAGAUUUUCAAGGAGACACAAUUCCACCAAGGCUUGCAAAUGGCACCGAAGGCCAAGAUAAUGGCCUGAAUGGCAAAUCGAGUCGUGCCCCAAGCGCGAGCAGUGGCGAGUUCAGCAUAAGCCUGGAGAACGAGGCCUGGUCCAGUGAUAGCAGCCCCCUUCCGGAUCCACUCUCGUCCAGCCGGCAACGAUUCAGUGACUCCCCUUCCCCAGCCCGACCCAACCACGAGGAUCUCAGGCAGGGAUACAGCUCCUCAGGGAGUGGUGUACGCAGAACCAGCAGUGGAAAAUCUGCUGGAGAACGUUCAGCCCAAAAGCUGGACAAAGCAAGCAUUGGAUUGUACAAAACUCAGAGUGUGCAAAGUACAGAGUCUGAGUCUAAACCUGCUCUUGAGACACAGGGGAAGUCCUCCUCCGUAUCGGGGUGUUUGAACUGCUUUGCCACGCCAAUGCGAAGCCCUAAAACAGGCCAGGCUCUGUCCACUCUGCCCCGCGCCAGCUGUGUCAUCUCAACGUCAGAGGGCAACAGUCGACGUGCCAGUGUCCAUAGCACUAUGUCAGUGAAGUCAACGGGAGCGGUGUCGAGUAAGAACGGUACUGAACCUCAGCCCGACCCCAGUGAUGAGGUAUUAAAAGAAAGCCCUGACUUGGAAGAGGAAGACCACAAACCAGAACAGCUUUUUGAUUCACCAUUCACCAUUGAUUCGGUCUUCACAAACACAAUUUUCAGUGAGUGAAGUUGAAAUGAUACCAGUUAGAAAAGGUUCCACGUAAACCCCUUUACUGAAAUCAUACCAGAAUCAUAUAAAUACGAACAUCUUAUUCUGACCACAUGAAAGGUAACUAUGCACUAUGAAUAUGCCAUCUCUGAGGUGAAUUCAGGCAUAAUCAGUCAGGAAGCCAAGAAACAAUCCUCGUCCUUGAACAAUCCUCAACUACGGUCCUUAGUUUUUCUUGGUUGACACAUGUAUAUUUUUUCCCCUAUCACUCCAUAUUUUGUCUCCUAAUCUUUAUUGUUUGCAUUAUAACUGUUGCAUUAUAACUUAUAUAUGUGGUAACUGAUCCCAAGUUUUUGUUGUUUUGUUUUUUUUCCAAAUUCCAUGCAUGAAGGUUAAAUGUAAAAAAUGUAAAUUAAAUACAAGUGUCCCUUUGAGCAUGUAGCAUCAAAACUGCUGUGGUUCAUUUGUUCUGUCUACCGUAUAUUAAAGUAUUUUUCCUUUUUUGCAGUAUAGAGGAGCAGUAUUUUUUAGCUAAAAUGCACCUUGUGUUUGUUAAAAACCAGUUAAUAUUUCAGAGUACCUGUGUAUCUUGCUUAAGCUUCAUCAUGCUUUCCUUCUAACGUAAUAAAACCUGUUUGUUUG
Molecule: messenger RNA, 5597 nt
Organism: Sinocyclocheilus grahami
Lineage: Eukaryota; Metazoa; Chordata; Actinopteri; Cypriniformes; Cyprinidae
Gene: ccdc88aa
Product: coiled-coil domain containing 88Aa
Exons: 25
Coding region: 552-4973 (1473 amino acids)
Biological process (GO): cytoskeleton-dependent intracellular transport; cytoplasmic microtubule organization
Cellular component (GO): cytoplasm; centrosome
Molecular function (GO): dynein light intermediate chain binding; microtubule binding
Source: RefSeq, a predicted model, not a curated record